This is a messenger RNA of Notolabrus celidotus (New Zealand spotty), 3546 nucleotides long. RefSeq names its product amyloid beta (A4) precursor protein-binding, family A, member 2a (gene apba2a). Gene Ontology annotation, cellular component: dendritic spine; cytoplasm; plasma membrane. Gene Ontology annotation, biological process: chemical synaptic transmission. Lineage: Eukaryota; Metazoa; Chordata; Actinopteri; Labriformes; Labridae. The record is from RefSeq and is a predicted model, not a curated record. Gene Ontology annotation, molecular function: protein binding; amyloid-beta binding.
UAUAUAUUUAGGCAUAUGUUUUACUAUGUUCUCAGUACGCAUCUCUGAAUUAUUUGUUGGGAACAGAACAGAGAGCACAUGAUGGGGGUGUAUUUUCCACACAGGUUCCUGGCCUGCUGUGCGGCUUUUAUUCAAAAAUCACCAUUCCGGAGAGCAAUCUGAUCUGAUCGGCACACGGCAUUUCGCAAGGAGGGCCACCGACAGCACGUAUGUUGGGUUGAGGGCAGUGGGCUUAUAGGGCCAGUUAUGGCUCAUGGAAAAAGGCCAGGAACCAUCUCCAAAAUAUUGGCCUCCAGCCCUCCAUCGUGCCCAGGUCCAGAACUCAUUAAACAGAGCCAAGAGGAGCGGCGGGGUCUGGCGAAAGAGGUGUCCCAACAACCGCAGUGUACCUUGAAGGAUGAUAACAAUGAUCAGCUGACUCCUGCCCCGGAAAACCAGUAUUACAUGAGCUGUGACCCCAGUCCUGAGGACAUGGAGGACACCUGCUCUGAGUACGACAACGUGGGCUCCGAUGUGGAGCAGGACUACGAUGAGGUGCUGCAUCUGAACCGAGAAGGUGUGGUGGACAUGAGGUACUACAAACAGUUGUCUCCUGAGGGUGGGGGUGUUAUUAAGCAUGUCAUAGCUGAUGAUAUCAAUGAGAACACUAGUGAACAGUUCACCCAAAGGUCUCAUCAAGGCACAGAGGUGUGUGAGGGAUCACAAGCAGACAUUAAAGCUCACAAGACAAGCCAUCGCUUUAGAUCGCAAUGUGCCCUGUCCGCUGGGGAUGAAGCAGGUAGAGAAAUUGGAAAAGGUCAGGAGAAUAGGUUCUUCUUCAGUGACGGAGAUGAGAUAGAGGAGGUGCUGGACGGGGCCAAAUUUAUCGAGGAUUUAGAGGAGACUGAGGAGAGCAUUCAGAGACAGACGAUCACUUAUCAGGACAAUGAAAAUGAGAGAGUUAGAAAGGGAGCCGAUGAAAGAGAAAGAGAGGAUGACACUGGAGCUGCCAGAAACCAUAAUAUUCCUGUUAAAAAGUGUGAGCCGCCUCACAAGGCGAGAGAAAAGCUGGGUAGAGGACAGGGGAGGAGGGCAACAGGAGAGAACACGGAACAUGUUGUCUCUGGGAUCAAAGGAUGCUCCUCAAACAGCACAGAACAGCGUCCAAAGACUCUGUCAAAGGACUGCAGAAAAGCCGCCGUGCGCACUAAAGCAAGGCCAAACUCUGGUAAGCAACACCCUCCCGCACCGCCUCGCCAGUCAAGCGCUCAGUCACCUACAGACACCCAGAAGGCCCCACCUCGUAGAGACCCUCCACCCGUCCCCAGACCCUGUCCUGCAUCCUCAAACAGCAAGGAGAGUGACACCAGGGUUAUCAAACCAUCCCUGGCUCCUCUUCACACACAAGAGCAACAGAGGGAGCCACUCGAGGAGAAGCAGAAACGGCCAGAGAAACCCCAGAAGGUGGAAAAGCCGCUGAGUACAGCUGUGAUACCUGAGGAGGUGCCGGAGCAGCCACAGAGGCCUCAGUGUCCAGAGCUUGUCCCUGCAGAGGAGAGCAACACACCUAAGAAAACACAAGAGGCUGCUGCUUUCCCCAGCUUUGAAGAUGUCCCAGGUCCCUGUGAGCCAGAAGAUCUCAUUGAUGGAAUCAUCUUUGCUGCAAACUACCUUGGCUGCACUCAGGUGUUGUCAGAUAAAAAUCCAUCUAAGACUGUCCGCAUGUCCCAGGCCCAUGAAGCUGUCAGUCAUAUCAAGAGCCAGGAUGAGGACUCUCAAAUGAUGACAGAGGUGGAUCUGUUUAUCUCCACAAAAGCUGUCAAAGUGCUGAAUGCAGACUCCCAGGAGACGAUGAUGGACAGCGCCUUGCGGACCAUCUCCUACAUCGCUGACAUCGGCAGCAUUGUGGUUCUGAUGGCACGUAGGCGCAUGUCUCAGGCCUCAUCAGAGGAUUUCUCUGAAUCCGCAGACUCCUCCAGUGAAGGGAAGAAUCAGUACAGGAUGAUCUGUUAUGUCUUUGAGUCAGAGGAUGCACAGCUCAUUGCACAGUCCAUCGGUCAAGCUUUUAGCGUGGCCUACAGAGAGUUCCUGCGAGCCAAUGGCAUCAACCCGACUGACCUGAGCCAGAAACAAUACAGUGACAUCAUCAACUCCCAGGAAAUGUACCACGAUGACCUCGUCCAUUUCUCAAACUCAGACAACUGUAAAGAGCUGUAUGUGGAGAAGCUGAAAGGGGAGAUCCUCGGUGUGGUGAUCGUGGAGUCUGGUUGGGGCUCCAUUCUGCCAACUGUCAUCCUAGCCAGUAUGCUGAACAGCGGCCCUGCAGCUCGCUCUGAACUCAGCGUAGGGGACCAGAUCAUGUCCAUCAAUGACACCAGCCUGGUGGGGCUGCCUCUCGCCACCUGUCAGGGCAUCAUCAAGGGUCUGAAAAAUCAGGUGAAGGUAAAACUGAGUAUUGUGAGCUGCCCUCCUGUCACCACAGUCCUCAUCAAAAGGCCUGAUCUCAAGUUCCAGCUUGGCUUCAGUGUGCAGAAUGGCAUUAUCUGCAGUCUGAUGCGAGGUGGCAUAGCUGAGCGAGGCGGUGUUCGAGUUGGACACAGAAUCAUUGAAAUAAACGGUCAGAGUGUUGUUGCCAUGGCACACGAGAAGAUUGCAACCCUGUCUGUCUCAGUGGGUGAGAUCAACAUGAAGACGAUGCCUGCUGUGAUGUUCAGACUGCUGACAGGACAGGAGACGCCUAUCUACAUCUAGAGACCCUGCAUGGAUCAGCCCACUGUAGUUCUGCAUGUCUGGCUAUGUGGAGGUGUUUGACAGAUGAUGGACAGUUGGCUCAGUGGGGACUAGGAUAAUUUAUUUUUCUAUCAUUUUUUUUUUUGGCCUCUUGUUGCAGUGCUGUCAAGAACAUCCAGUUCUCAUUUUCAGGUUUUAUCUUGAAUUACAUUGUCAUAAUGGCCUUACAAUGUGAAUACUCUGUCUGUAGUACUGUACGUGAGUGUCUGGUGUUGAAGAGAAGUAGCUUUAAGGUCAUGAUUAUUUUCUUAUGAAGAGAUAAAUUAGUACAUUUAUUUUUUAUUUAGUCAUUUUUAUAAUGUGUAUGGAGUUAAAAAAUGUAUCUACUGUAAAUACUUUGGAUUACUCAAGGACUUGGUUGGAAAGGCCAUAUUACUCCUACAGUAUAUGCAUGUUAUUAUGAAGAAUUAUUGACCAGGGAUUAAUUAUCAAUCUGACAUGAUAAUCUAAUCUAUUACAUUAAGUAUUAAAAAGAAGUUAAUAAUAUGCUGUAAAAAGCACUAAACUAUGUGUAUUAUGGGGAUGCUGAAGGCCAAAGACACCUACUUUUCAAAGACAUGCAGUAUGGGGGAUCAUUACCUUUACUGAAGCGUACAGUACAAGAAUGUAUCAAAACACACAUUACUGAAUGAAUGUAAUGUUGUAACACAGUAAGAAUACCAUCUCACAGCUCAAUCCUUGUUUUUUCUUUAUUUUGAGAGAAAAAAUACACACAAGACAUGCAGUACAGGAUAUAGGGUGAAUUAAUAGUAUUAAACAAGCAUUGAUUUUACAUCA